GGUUCCGCUUUGUGGUUGACGCAUGCGCUUGGAAGUCUUGCCGGGACGCAUGCUGAUGAAAUAGUGCGGCGUGUGCUACAGGAAAGCACCCGGGGCCCAGUCACCGAUCUGAUCGCGGAGCAACGGAGACGGCCGAUACGACAAGAUGCCUGCGUUGAGUUGUCGGUUUUACCAGCACAAGUUUCCAGAAGUAGACGAUGUGGUCAUGGUCAACGUCCGCUCCAUUGCGGAGAUGGGCGCCUACGUCAGCCUCUUGGAGUAUAACAACAUUGAGGGCAUGAUCCUCCUCAGCGAGCUCUCCCGAAGGCGUAUCCGAUCCAUCAACAAGCUCAUCCGCAUUGGCAGAAACGAGUGCGUGGUGGUCAUAAGAGUCGAUAAAGAUAAAGGAUACAUAGAUCUGUCUAAAAGAAGAGUUUCGCCGGAAGAAGCGCUGAAAUGUGAAGAUAAGUUCACCAAGUCCAAAACUGUUUACAGCAUUUUGCGUCACGUAGCGGAGGUGCUGGAGUACAGGAAGGAUGACCAGCUGGAGAGCCUGUUUCAGCGGACCGCCUGGGUAUUUGAUGAACGAUACAAGAGGCCGGGCUACGGAGCCUAUGAUGCCUUCAAGCAAGCCGUUUCGGACCCUUCAGUUCUGGAUGGAUUGGAUUUAACAGAAGAGGAGAUGCGAGUUCUCAUUGACAAUAUUAACAGGCGUCUCACUCCACAAGCUGUAAAGAUCAGAGCAGAUAUUGAAGUUGCGUGCUACGGAUAUGAAGGCAUCGAUGCCGUCAAAGAUGCCCUGAGGGCAGGACUUGGCUGCUCAACGGAAAAUAUGCCAAUCAAGAUAAAUCUGAUUGCGCCGCCUCGGUAUGUGAUGACCACCACCACCCUGGAGAGGACGGAAGGCCUGUCCGUGCUGAAUCAAGCAAUGUCCGUCAUCAAAGAGAGGAUUGAGGAGAAAAGAGGCGUUUUUAAUGUCCAAAUGGAGCCCAAGGUGGUCACAGAGACAGACGAAACAGAACUGGCCAGACAACUGGAGCGACUGGAGAAGGAGAACGCAGAGGUGGACGGAGACGACGACGCAGAUGAAAUGGAAGCAAAAGCAGAAGAUUAAAAAAACAGAUACAAUUCCAAACACCAGCUCCACAAUCUGGCCGCAACGUAUCCGUAUAUUUCCCCAAAUCUAACAUUUUAUGCAGUCGCCCCUGAUCUAACUCUUCAUUCCAGUCUACACCGAAGACUAUGAAACCUGUAGUUCCACCACAGCGUCCCUUCUAUCUGCCUCUACAGGACUUGUGAUGGCCUCUCAGAGCUUCUCCGAGGCAUCAGGGCAUGGUUUUAUAUGCUCUCAAUCCAAACUCAUGUAGGACACCUCUCCUUUGGGUUAAUGGCAAGAAGCCACCAUUGUUGUCACUAGUAAGAUCUGAUCUUGGGUUUCUUGCAUACAGUUGGUCACAGUUAAGCCCUGGGGUUUUCACAUGUCAGAGCUGAAGUUGGUUGGGGCUUGGUGUCCGGGACCACUGGAGAGGUCUUGCAUGUGCAGUUCCUUUCUUUUGACAUGUGGGAAAACCUGUUUAAAGGGGUUCUCCGGGCUACAGAUAUUGCUGACCUUCGCUAAGGCUAGGUCAUCAAUAUCAAUCUGUAAACCAUCUACCCAACCAGUCAGUGUACGGAGCUGGAGGCAGAUGGCUUUGUACACUGCCGUGACCGUGCCAGGGUGCAGCAGCUCACCGCCCGUUACAUGAAUGGGAGGUGAGUUUCAGUACGCCGGUGCAGUAAACCACACAGCGUAUGGAGCCUUCUGCUUCCAGUGACUGGCUGCAGUGGUGACGUGUCAUCGCUGCAGCAGCCAAACUGGAUGUUGAUGUGGGUAGACCCGAGACAUAUGGCUCCUAAGGGGGAGAGAUGUAAAUGAUUCCCACUGCGGGUCCGGACAUCCUGAGGGCUCUGCCGAAAAGGUCCCCAAGGGUGAGCAACCCCUUUAAAGCAUUGGAUAGGAGAUAAGUGAUUGGCAGCGGUCCACAAUGAUCCUGAGAUUGGUCAUCCGUGCUCCUCUGACAUGCAUGCACGCUGUGGGGCUUCCAGACGUAGCUGAGCUCUUGUACUCUGCUGCCUCCGGAAGUCCCAUAGAGUUGGAUGGAGCGUAUGUGUCGGCGGGGGUCCGACUGCUGAGCUUAGCACCUGAGGAGAUAAGUUCCUGUGAUGGGACAAUCCUUUCAUUAUGCCAUGUGGACAGUUCUUCUUCUCCAGGACACCUGUGGACGGCCUAUGAUACCUUUAGGCUACUUUCACACCAGCGAUCUUACUGGCUCCACCAGGGAUCAGCAAAAAACGCUUCCGUUACUGAUAAUACAACCGUCUGCAUCCGAUAUGAACGGAUCCGGGUGUAUUAUCUGAAAUAUAGGAAAGACGGAUCCGUCAUGAACUCCAUGGAAAGUCAAUAGGGGACGGAUCCGUUUUCUAUUGUGUCCGAGAAAAAGGAUCCGUCCCCAUUGACUUGCAUUGGGGGUCACGCCGGAUCCG
This is a messenger RNA of Bufo gargarizans (Asiatic toad), 2502 nucleotides long. Its product is annotated as eukaryotic translation initiation factor 2 subunit 1. The transcript has 8 exons. Bases 146 to 1093 code for a protein of 315 amino acids. The record is from RefSeq and is a predicted model, not a curated record. Gene Ontology annotation, cellular component: eukaryotic translation initiation factor 2B complex; eukaryotic 48S preinitiation complex; multi-eIF complex. NCBI's taxonomy places the organism in Eukaryota, Metazoa, Chordata, Amphibia, Anura, Bufonidae. Gene Ontology annotation, molecular function: ribosome binding; translation initiation factor activity; RNA binding.